Molecule: messenger RNA, 7612 nt
Organism: Dicentrarchus labrax (European seabass)
Lineage: Eukaryota; Metazoa; Chordata; Actinopteri; Moronidae
Gene: arhgef28a
Product: Rho guanine nucleotide exchange factor (GEF) 28a
Exons: 36
Coding region: 282-5624 (1780 amino acids)
Biological process (GO): regulation of Rho protein signal transduction
Molecular function (GO): guanyl-nucleotide exchange factor activity
Source: RefSeq, a predicted model, not a curated record
GCUGGACCAGGGCAGAGGAGCAGACUGCUGCAGAGUGGAGAAACAACUCUGGGCGACACCUGCAAACAAACUCCCAGCCGACUCUCUCUUUCUGAAGCUGAGACUGAACAGUAAUGCGGAAUAAGGGUGUGAGAGGUGUUACUGAUUAUUAAGCGCAGAAGCAACAGCAGAGAAACUUUUUUUUUUUUUUUUUUUUUACGAUAAGUCGUGCGAGUUCCCGGACAGACCGAGAGCUGAGAGCUGAGAGAGGCGACAGCAGGCAUCUGGUGGAUGGGGAGAAAAUGGAGGUGAACAGAAGAGAGGUGCCUCUUUAUGGACAAGUGGAGGACCAUGUAAGGGUACAAGAAACCAAUGCUCCUGAAGACGCAGAGUUUUAUGUUGUUGUACAAGGCUCAACGCUCACACAUGUGACGGGAGCAAAAAGAGGAGAUGAUGGGCUGACCCUCUGCUUCACAGUUCCCGGCCAUGCCCUUGCGGAAGUUGUCUCUGUCACAUCCUACUUUUACGCAGAGGACCAAGUCAAGCCAUGCAAGGGGGAAACAUCUCUUGAAUACCUUAGCGACAUUGCCCAGGAAGCUGCAGAGUACCUGAGUGCAAGCAGGGACCAGCUUGGCCCCCAGAGCUACCUAGAAGUCCUUAAUAGGUUUUCCACGUGGACGCAGGCGGCUGACGAGGAGCUCCCUACUGUAGGGUCAGACCGCGGUGAGAAGGAUGUGCGGAGCAGACAGAGUUCAGGUGAUGAAGCUGGUCUCAGGCAGCUGGAUGAGAAGAUCACGCAGGCCAUGGCCAACAUGGAUUACCCUCCGCAGUGGAAGAACAUUGACAGUCAGCCUAGAGAAGCUGCUGAGCUUCAGCCCAAAGAAACCCUCCUUCACCUCGCAGUGCGUUUGGGUUUGGUCCAUCUCUCCCGUUUCUUAAUUCACCAACCAAGAGGUCAAAGGGCAUUGACUUUACCCAAUCGGGAGGGGGACACACCCCUCCAGCUGGCUCAGAAGGAUGGACAGCAUGCCAUGUUCAGGGUGCUGGCAGCUCCUCCAGGUCCUGUAGUCGGCCCUGUUCCAGGUGUGUGGUGUGUAUGGUCUGACAACUCCUGCAUGCUGAGGUAUUGUCCCAGGACGGACUGUCUGACCCUGACUGUGCGGCAGACACCCGGCAGCUGCCCUCAGGAUGGCAUCACGAUCCUCCGAGACAGACUGGGAGACAAAAGCAUCCUCAAACUGAUCAAUGUGCUCAGAACUGAUAGUGAGGCAGACAUGGGAAGCAAAGACGAAUCCCUUCCUAGUGAUGCAGGCAUUAGCAGGGAGCUCCGAGUGGAAGAGCAUGUGCUGGUGGACAAUGUUUUUGAAGAACAGCUUGUACUGUCUUUGGAUGACGACGAUGAUGUUGAAGAGUACACAUCCUCAUUAUCUGUAAAUGGGCAUCCCGUGCAGUCCAGUGGAGUCCAGAGCCAGUUCACCCAGUGUGCUACAGACCCUCUGCUCUCCAUGAUCAACACCAGCAGUCAGACCAUCACACAGCAGACGCAGGCGGAAGAUGCCGACAUCCAGUACAACGUCAGCGGAGUGACCAGGGAGAGCACAGGGACAGACAGCGGGUUAUGGGAUACAGUAGACUCAGAAGAUCUCUUGCUAGCAACCGACACUCCUCCACCCUAUCCUGAAGAUCUCUACUCUCCCUGUUCUCCCCCACUCUCACCUGCUGACCAGGCCCUCACCAGGCUGAACCGUCCCGCCUCCUCUGAGACGACCACCCAGAGAGAAAGUCCGCCCAUGGACAGCUGCGACCUCAGUCCCAGUCUAGUGGCUCUGGAAGUGGACAGUGAAGAGGACACAAAGUCUCCGCUUUCCCCGCUCUCUUCAGAUGUUGAGAAAAGUGAGGACAAAAGGGAAAGCUGUCGUCCAUCCCCUGACCUCACUUGCACCCGCAGCCAGUCGGCCUCCUCAGCAUGUGAACCCACCACAAAAGAAUUGGGUGACCAGGGGAUUCGACUGCGUUCGUAUUCCUACUCUUCCCCCAAAAUCAGUUUGCGUCCUGCUCGUUUUUCCCGGGACAACCACACCUCAGAUAUCAGCCAUGAUGCCGUGCUCCACAGUGUCAGCCACAGCCGAUCUCUCCUUCAGGCCCUCUCUCUGUCUAAAUCUCUGUCUCUGCUCCACCCUAGUAAGCAAAGAGCAUUCGGUACAUCAGAGCAGUCGCAUGAAAAAAGGGAGAUUAGGUUCCGUAAGCGAGCCCAGUCUGCUGAUGAUGAGGGCAGCAUGGAGCUGGCAGAGUCCCUCCAGCAUCUCACCCUGUCUGAGUUCCUCAAAGAAAUUGAAGAGGAGGAGUUGGAUAAGUACAACAUCCCGACAAAGGUGGAGUCAGAGAAGUACAAAGUCAUUCGCACUUUCAGUUUUCUCAAGAGCCGGAUGUCCAGUACCCGCAACAAGACCAAGGGGAAAGGGAAGGACAGAGAGGCCAAGGAUAGGCAGCUGAAUGGACAUCGGUUUAACACAGGCUCCUGUUUAGGCCCCACCGUGUGCGUGGUGUGCGAGAAACCAGCAUCUGGAAAGGACCUGCUGCAUUGCUCAAGUUGCCCUGCUAUUGUCCAUAAGGGCUGUAAGGAAUCUGUCCCCCCAUGUCUGAAGAAACUUCAGGAUAAGUAUGCAGUUACCAUGGUGAAGAACAGGACAGCAUCCCUCCCACAGAAUUUCACAGUUAGAGACAAUCCUCCUCAGUGUGUCAUCCCCAUCUCCACCUCUCUACCUGUCAUGGCCCCUAAGGAGAAGAAAGACACUGCGACCCAGUUGAGCCCCCUCUCUGGGAGUUACGCGAACAGUGACAGUCGGCUCAGCGAGGGUUCAGAGACAGAGUCUGAUGCCUCCAAGGUGACCAGCCGAUCAGAAGAGCUCCUGCCGACUCCAGUGUCCUCCACCUCCACUGACUCAUCCUUUGGAGAAGACUGCGUGGAUGCGUAUAUCCACAGCGACAUGUCUGUUGACGCUGUGGAUUACGAGGCUGAGUCAUGGAGUCUGACAGUAGAGCACAAGUUCUGCAAGAAGCAGGAUAAACGAGCUGUCAAGAGGCAGGAUGUUAUCUACGAGCUGAUGCAGACUGAGCUUCACCACCUACAGACGCUACACAUCAUGGCCGAGGUUUUCCGGCGAGGUAUGAAGGAGGAAGUGCAGCUGGAUACAGAAGCGGUGGAGCGGGUCUUCCCCUGUCUGGACCAGUUGCUCCUCUUCCACCACGCCUUCUUUGCCUCCAUGAAGGAGCGGCGACACAGCUCAGCCCGGCCGCAGGGACAUAGGAACUACCUCAUCCAGCAAAUCGGAGACGUCUUGCUCCAACAGUUUUCAGAUGAGAACAGAGACAAAAUGAAGCAGGUAUAUGGAGAAUUCUGCAGUCGUCACAACGAAGCGGUCAGCUUUUUCAAAGAGCUCCAGCAGCAUAACAAGAGAUUUCAGAACUUCAUUAAGCAACAAGGUAAUAAUUCUUUGGUGAGACGGAGGGAGAUCCCAGAGUGCAUUUUGCUGGUAACCCAAAGGAUUACAAAGUACCCAGUGCUGCUGGAAAGGAUCCUACAAUAUACUCAAGAGGAAACAGAGGAGCACGCCGACAUUUCCAAAGCGCUGGCUCAGAUUCGAGAGGUGAUCACGGCCGUGGACCUGAGUGUCAGUGAGUACGAGCGGCAUCAGAGGUUACAGGAGGUGUGGAGCCGCAUGGAGAACCGCAGCGCAGCCAAGCUCAAGAACGGCAACACCUUCCGCAAGCAGGACAUGAUGGGGCCGGGACAAACGCUCAAACACCAGGGCCUGCUCCUGUGGAAGACUGCCACUGGUCGGCUCAAAGAUGUGCUGGCGCUCCUUCUCACAGAUGCACUCAUCUUCCUGCAAGAAAAAGACCAGAAGUAUACAUUUGCCACCGUGGAUCAGAAGCCUCCAGUCAUCGCCCUGCAGAAGUUAAUCGUGCGAGAAGUAGCAAAUGAGGAGAGAGGGAUGUUUUUGAUCAGCGCAUCAGCCGCCGGGCCAGAAAUGUACGAGGUUCACACAUCAUCCAAAGAGGAACGGAACACCUGGAUGAGGCUCAUUAGAGAGGCUGUAGAGAGCUGUCCGGAGGAAGAAGAAUACACAAGUGAGUCUGAAGAGGAGAAACGAGCUGCUGAAGCUCGUAUUCAGAAGAUCAAUAAGUGCCAAGAGAGUCUGACGAGCCUGGACCAGCGGAUCUGCUCCAGCCUGGAAGAGAAGCUGCAGGUCUACAUAGAGCUCUCUGCUCUGAGUGGGAGGACGGAUGCUUCGGUGGUUGAACCGCGACUGCUCGUCCAGCCGCACUCAGAGGAGCUGCCCCAGGCUGCCGUGUUGCUGGCUGCAGCUCUGCAAGAGGCUGAGAACCUGAAAGUCACACUGUCAUCCAAGGCCUGUUCUCCAUUGAGUCCCAGCCUGGCCUCGGACACAGACUCUGUGUUUCCUGUCAGCCCUGCUAUACUUGUACGCUCUCCCUCAGACUCUGAGGCUUCACCCGAAAACCCUGAGACCAGUGAUGGGAGUUGGACAGAGGCCUUUGUGCUUCAGUCCCCAACUCUCUUGCAAAAAGCAGACACGGAUGACAUCGACUUCAAGGUUGCUCAAAGUGUCCAAAGCCUGACCCAGUUACUCUACAGUCUGCAGGCUACAGUGACCAUCCAGGACAGCUGCUAUGAGGUCCAGAGGCUCCUCCUCCAAGAGACUGGUCGGCCAUCCCCACGCGUGCAGCGACCGCAUCUUCCAAGCAUCCGGGGAAACACCCUUCAAGAACAGGAAAAGCAGCGUAACCUGGAGAAGCGGAAGGAGGAGGUGGUGGCGGCUCAGCGUCUCCAGGACCGGCUGCGCCAAGAGAAGGAGCGCUGGGAGAGGGAGUGCCAGGCCAGGGAGAACCAGCAGGGGGAGCAGGAGAGUCGGCUGGCGGAGCGGGAGAGGCAGUGCCACCUGGAGGUGGAGCGGCUGAGGCGCGAGAGGGAAGAGUUGGACGAGCAGCUGGAGGAGUACCAGCAGAGCCUGGAGCGUCUCAGAGAGGGCCAGAGGAAUGUGGAGAGGGAGCGCGAGCGGCUGGAGAACCAGCAAAAGCUGCUCCAGACCUGGGGGCAUGGCCGGCAGAGGAGUCUGCCCACUGUGAUUCCUCACAUGGUCAUCCCUCUAGAUGUGCAGCAGGACUCAGCACCAAGUCAGUCAAGAGACCACGCUGGUAACGGCUCUGUGUUUGUGAAUGAGGCCGCGUUCGCCGGCACCAGCGUCAACAACCGCCACGUCCACCACAAAAGAAUCGACCCCAGCGCGCACAAUUGUCUCAACACCCUGCUGGCAAGAUCCAACAGCAGACAGAGCCCCUUAGCUAAAACUCCCCUCAGUCCACACUCAGAGUCCCAGGGAUGGGUGAUGGGGUCGGGAUACCUCUACAACCCUGCAGGAAGGCUUGGACUGCAGCAUGCGCCGAGUGAUCACAACAGUUACAGCUACAAUGGGGAGACCUGGUCGUCGACAGCAAGCGGAACCGACCCAUAUCCGGUGCUCCCGCAUCCCGGUAACCCUCAGCUGGAUCUCAGUGCACUGGUUUCUAUGGAGACUGACAGCGGUGGGGAGGAGGGCGGCGAAGAAACCAUUGUGUACCUCUGAAUGUUGAUACAUUUCAGAAACUCUAUAAACAGCCAACCCAGCACUUAGAAAACGAUAAAGACAUUCAUGAAGCAUCAGGAUUGGAUCCAGGAUGGCUUCAGAAAGCCUUUCUCACUUUUACGUCUUGCAUCAUGCUUUUUUUUUUUUAUAUUUGAAAGAUUGUUUUGUGGUGUUUUUUUGCAAAGUGUAAAGUUACUGGAAACAUGGAGAAAAAACGUGUCAUGCACCUUAGCUCGAGGCACCACUGGGUGUUAAAUGUCUCUUUAUUUUCAGUUUUUUCUGUGUGUGUGUGUGUGUGUGGUCUUUAUCGACUGGGUCCCUGCAGCAACACCGUUAACCUUUCCACCUUCUUCUUACUGUCCCUCCCACACUGCCUUCCUUUCUCAGGUCCCACAUAUCUCGUCCCUUGAGCGCUCUAUUUAAUAAAUUUACCACAAGAGGAGAAAAAGCGUCCGAAUAUCAGCAGAACAUCAGGCUGCAUCUCUCUAGUGGGUGAUGUCUUGGAGUAAACUCCCCCUCUUUCAUUUAUCAGACAGGCUUUGUUUAUGUACGAGCCGAAUGUGAAGCACAAAACAUUAGGAUUGAAAGAUGAGGUGCGACAGCAUCAGUCCCACUUUUUUCAGACUCGCUGCCUGUAGCCAUCAUUUAUUUCUUUUUAUCUGUAGCAUGUUUUUCUUGUUAUGAGACAUAAGCCCGUGUGGUUUUGAGAGAGUUGUUGCAGCUGUGCUAAUAUGUCAUGCUAAUAUGUUUUAACAGAGUGCACAGAUUGAACCCGCAAAAGACUGAGGAAACACGUUCUGAGCACAACUCCUCCUGUGAAAAGGGAAAGGAAGUUUUGGUGCGGGAAUAUGAACAGGAAAACAUGUUGGGUCAAACCAUUUUUUAGCACCAGUGUAUUUUUUUUGCAGCAAUUUUCAUGACAAAUGUCUGACUACAUUUUUGUUUUUGUUUUCUUUCACUCCGUCAUUUCUACCCACACUAGCAGCAUGGUUCUAGGGAAGGAAACACAGUCCAACAGUUUGGUCCAGACUGAAAUAUCUCAAAAACUGUUGGACUGCCAUGAAAUUUUAACAUUCAUGGGUAUAAAUCAUGAUGUUGGUGAUUCUAUGACUUUUCCUGUAGUGCCACCAUUAGACAGUGUUUUUUUUUUUUUUUGGAUGGAUUGUCAUGAAAUUUGUCAUGCCGUGUCCCCCUCAGGUUAAAUUAUAAUUAUGUUGGUAAUCCCCUUACUUUUCAUUUAGCGCCACCAUCAGGUCAUAAUUUCAAUUUGUUCAGUGCUUUGGUUUAUGAUCAAAAGCACCUAAAAAAAAACUAAUGACAUUCCCGUCAGCCUCGGCUACUUUGUGCUUAGUUUUAAUUAGCAAACGUUAGCAUGCUAACACCCUAAACUAAGCUUGUGAGCAUGUUAAACAUUAUGCAUGCUUGACAUCAGCAACGUCAUUGUUGGCAUGCUGAGAUUAGCAUUCAGCUCAAAGCACUGUGCCUUAGUAUAGCCUCACAGAGCCGCUGUAAACAGAGGAAGAUAUUGUCCUGAAUUUGUCACAACCAUCCAGAACAAUAUGAAGUUGCCUUAUUGAUACUGUCAUGCUUAACACUAAACUAUUACACUUGAAUAUUCAUGUAGUAUAUUUACAUAUUAUCUCUCAUGGGCAUUUUAUGUGUAACGAGGUCCCUGUGCCAAUGCUUUAGAUGUCUUUAGGUGUUUUUUUACAGACGCUAUAAAAGAUUGGUUUAAUUACUGUUGUAGUUUCCUAAUGGGACAAUAAGGCAGUGGCAGUAUUUGGAUGUGACUAUACCAUGUAUAUAUGUUUGCUUUUAUUUAUUUAUUACAUUACAAAGAGUUUUCAUGUUUUACAGUGCUUUAUGAAGGGUUGUAUUGUACAUAGAAGUUUACCUGCGUGAACAGAUGAACAGGUGUGUAUUCGUUCGUUCGUGUUGUGUGCUCAGACGUGGCUGUAUUGAUAAAAUUACUUUUAUUGAACUUGAAA